Molecule: messenger RNA, 2310 nt
Organism: Hermetia illucens (black soldier fly)
Lineage: Eukaryota; Metazoa; Arthropoda; Insecta; Diptera; Stratiomyidae
Product: phospholipase B1, membrane-associated
Exons: 6
Coding region: 816-2081 (421 amino acids)
Biological process (GO): phospholipid metabolic process
Molecular function (GO): glycerophospholipase activity
Source: RefSeq, a predicted model, not a curated record
GGUGUUGUGCAUAGAUAACAGGUAUCCAAGUAAGCUGUACAGAAGAACAUCAUAUCGAGAAGAUACACAAGAACAGCAACUUGGAUCUUGUUGCGUUCACUACACGUUGGUUCGUCGUCGAAGACACAAUCGCGAAAUCAACGAUCAUAAAAUUCACCAUUCUGAGUGAUUGUUGCACCUCGAUUCGUUGAUUGUUAGCAAAGUAUCUUUUUGAUCGACAGUUUGUGUAUCUGCUCCGCGAUUGAAGCCAGUGAUCGUGUCAGUGAUUUAUCGCGUGUGAAAAUUUCAACUUAUCAAGUAGAUGCAUACGCUAUCGAUUGAAUUAAUUCGUGAUUAACAUGACGCGCCAAAUUUCCGUUGAUUGAUACUUACGCAUUACGGUCAUGAAAUAUUAAUUAGAGUAGAUACUAGAUACUUCGAUAUCAGCUACUGAAGAUUUUCGCGAGCGUGAUUUCGGUUAAAUAUUUGUUUAAAUCAAACACGGUAGUUGGUUCUAUGCGAAUCACGUAAAUGUUUAUACACAAAUUACAAAGUUAACAUUAGGCAGAACGAGUGGCUACUGGUAAUGGAACGACAAAUUAUCUUUUGAGAAAAUAUUUGUUUUAGAGUGCGAGUGCGAUCCAAGACGCUAAUAAAUUCAAUUUUGAUUUUCAAUGUUGCAUAAUUUAUGAAAUAUUACAACAAAUCCGUUCAAUGUGUUGCUGAUUAUCAUUUUAUCUAGGUCGUAAUCGGUGGAAUCGUGUAAGAAAAGAUACAUCAGAAUUGAACAAAUAUUCAGGGGAAUAUAAAACAACUUCAAUGAAUUACACGCAAUCAUGCUAGCAUACCGACGACCACCACCAUUUUCUAUUCUAGUCAUCCUAUCAAUACUAGUCUUCCUUCAAAGUUCUGUAACGCAACGCACAAUACUCGACAAUGACAAAGCUAUCGGGCUAAACAGACAGUUCCGCCAGCUCUUCCUCAACUUUGCAGGCCGCAGUGGUAACAGCGACCGAAACUUUCAAUUACUUCGAAAAAUGGGGAAGCUCCAGAAACAAUUCUCCCCAUCAACGCCAUUCUUUUGUGAUGUAAAAGGACCAGGACGACGUAGUCCCACGCCUCCAACUUCCGUCCAUAUGGUUCGUCCUGGCGAUAUAGAUAUAGUCGCAGGCAUGGGUGAUUCACUAACUGCCGCGAAUGGAGCUAUGUCAACGAAUCUUUUACAUGUAACGACUGAAAAUAGAGGAAUAUCAUGGUCUAUUGGUGGACAGGAGAAUUGGAGGACUUUUUUGACUUUACCAAAUAUAUUGAAGGAGUUCAACCCAAACUUAUAUGGAUAUGCACUGAGUGAUGGGCUUUCCAUUCAGAGGCUAUCAAGAUUCAAUGUUGCUGAACUAGGUGCCAUGUCACGUGACAUACCGUACGAAGCGCGUAUCCUUAUAAAACGCCUACAGUCCGACCCCAAAGUUAACAUGACACACCACUGGAAACUUGUAACCAUCUUAAUUGGUGCUAACGAUUUUUGCUUAGAUAUGUGUUACCAAAGUGAUUCGCGGGUUAUUCUACAGCGCCACGAAAAGGAUUUGCUGACAACUCUAAGGACACUUCGUGACAAUAUUCCUAGAUUAAUAGUCAACGUUGUACCUGCUCCUAGCAUGAAAAUCCUUAUAGAACUUAAAGGCCUUUCACCUGAAUGCUUCGCUGGACUGCAUUUUGAGUGUCCAUGCUUUUUUGGAUCCAAAGUACAGAAACGUCGAAAGGAGUUUCUAAAGGUUAUCGAGGACUGGAAGAAACUGGAUGCGAAGAUCAUCAAUCGAGAAGAGUUUCAUAAUAAAGAGGAUUUCACAGUAAACUAUCAAGCAUUCACGAAACGCAUUCUGUUUCCGACCACUCCGAAUAAUCUGACAGAUUAUCGAUAUAUGGCGGUAGAUUGUUUUCACCUGAGCCAAAAAGGACAUGCUCGUGCGACUAAUGCUCUAUGGAACAAUAUGCUGGAACCCGACGGCCAAAAAUACGAGUCCUGGAAAGUUGAAUUCGAGGAGUUUAAAUGCCCAACGAAGGAACGUCCCUAUUUUGCCACAAGAGAAAAUAGCCGAACCUGAAUUGCCAUUGGGUUCAUGUUCUGCAAAUUGGAGCUUCAGUAUUAUGUUAAGAAAACUCUAACUGUUUAUAUGAUAGAAACGAAAUGCCUAAACUUAAAAUUUAAGAAGCUUGGAUGGUGUUCAGUUAGGAUUUUAAGAAGCUUUUCCUAAUUUAAUAGCGAAGAACUGUAGUUUUUUAAGGAUAAACCAAUUCUGUGAUUGAUAUCUUGGGCAAAAUAAAGUUGUUCGA